Drosophila innubila is the source of this 1221-nucleotide messenger RNA. It is a transcript of the gene eIF4E3, whose product is annotated as eukaryotic translation initiation factor 4E1. Gene Ontology annotation, cellular component: eukaryotic translation initiation factor 4F complex; cytoplasm. The transcript is spliced from 5 exons. The coding region runs from base 255 to 989 and encodes 244 amino acids. Gene Ontology annotation, molecular function: translation initiation factor activity; RNA 7-methylguanosine cap binding. NCBI's taxonomy places the organism in Eukaryota, Metazoa, Arthropoda, Insecta, Diptera, Drosophilidae. The record is from RefSeq and is a predicted model, not a curated record. Gene Ontology annotation, biological process: translational initiation.
AAAACUAAAAGUAGGCGCUGUUUUAUUGUCAAUUCUUAUAGAUUCAAUGAUUUGCUGAAUUUAAAGUUAUUCAUUAUUCUCUUAAACUCGUCCGAGCAACACAAGAAUAGUUUCAUAUUCUUUAUACUCAUACGUUAUUUUCGUAAAAAGUUUGAAACGUGUGGAAAAUAAUUUAAAAAAAAAAAAGAAAAACAACUAAUAAAACCGAAAUAGGCGUAAUAUUGCAAAAAUAUUUGAAGGUAACUCAUCGGACAAUGGGCUACGAUAGUUACAAUGGCGCUGGCACCGAGAUCGCCGAACAGGGUCAGGAUAUUUACGGUGGCAAUGUCAAUAUCAAUAUGGGGCACGGUGAUCAAAUUGCUGCCACAGCUGCUGCGGAUGUUGCCACUGCUGAAUUUCAGCCGUCUCUCAAUCGGGUUUUAAGCUCCAUCGAUUACGAUCUGUGCUUUAAGCAUCCAUUGGAGCAUUCCUGGACGCUGUGGCAUUGGGAGAACGAUCGUACCAAAUCCUGGUCCGAUAUGCUUAGCGAUGUGACGAGCUUCAACACCGUGGAGGAUUUCUUUAGCGUCUAUUACUUUAUAAAGCCACCAUCGGAUCUGAAGGUAUUCAAUGAUUAUAUGGUCUUCAAGCAUGGCAUACGUCCCAUGUGGGAGGAUGAUGUCAAUAAGGACGGCGGACGUUGGGUUAUGUUUUUGGAUAAGGACUCCAAGGAGUUGGUCGACAAGUUGUGGCAUGAUUUGCUUCUGUGCACCAUUGGCGAGUGCUUUGAGUAUUCGGAUCAGAUCUGUGGUGCAGUCAUCAAUGUGCGCAACAAGGCCAGCAAGAUAUCUUUGUGGACCAAGGACUCUCGCAAUGAGCACGCUAUAUUGGCUAUUGGUCAGAAAAUGAAGCAGCUCCUUCAGCUGCACGAGGUGGAGUUGCAAUAUCAGGUGCACAAGGAUGCUAUGGUACAGGCUGGACCCAAUGUGAAUGCCAUCUACAAAAUGUAAAAACCAAUUCGAAGUCCAACCCAAAAAUGUAACGAAACGAAACUUAAGAACUUGACGGCGUCACAUCGUAAAUGUGCUUAGUUCUCAUCUCCGAAAAUUGGGCAUAAGAAGAUCGACUCUCUCGAGCUAACUGGCAAUAUAACAUGGAUAUUUUAUAUACGUAUAUUAUACAUGAAACAUGUAACUGUAACUGUAACUGUAACCCGAAUAAAGCAUUGCAUAAAAGGCAAAA